Molecule: messenger RNA, 1650 nt
Organism: Plasmodium cynomolgi strain B
Lineage: Eukaryota; Apicomplexa; Aconoidasida; Haemosporida; Plasmodiidae
Product: apical merozoite antigen 1
Exons: 1
Coding region: 49-1650 (533 amino acids)
Cellular component (GO): membrane
Source: RefSeq, a predicted model, not a curated record
UGCCUUGUGCACAUCGGUAAGUGUGGGCGAAGCCAGAAGCCGAGCAGAAUGACCCGCAGCGCUAACAACGUUUUGUUGGAAAAGGGGCCUAUCGUUGAGAGAAGUACACGAUUGAGUAACCCAUGGAAAGCGUUCAUGGACAAGUACGAUGUAGAAAGAACACACAAUUCUGGGAUUCGAGUUGAUUUAGGGGAAGAUGCAGAAGUGGAAAAUUCCAAGUAUAGAAUACCAGGUGGAAAAUGUCCAGUUUUUGGAAAGGGUAUUGUUAUAGAGAAUUCUGAGGUAAGCUUCUUAAGACCCGUAGCUACAGGAGAUCAGAAAUUGAAGGAUGGAGGUUUCGCCUUCCCCAAUGCAGAUGACCAUAUUUCCCCUAUGACAAUAGAUAAUCUUAAAGAAAGAUAUAAAGAUAAUGUAGAGAUGAUGAAGCUAAACGAUAUAGCUUUAUGUAGAACCCAUGCAGCUAGCUUUGUCAUGGCAGGAGAUCAAAAUUCUUCUUAUAGACACCCAGCUGUUUAUGACGAAAAGGAAAAAACAUGUCACAUGUUGUAUUUAUCAGCUCAAGAAAAUGUAGGUCCAAGAUACUGUAAUCGGGAUGCAGAAAAUAGAGAUGCCAUGUUUUGCUUCAAGCCAGAUAAAACUGUAGAUUUUGAAAAUCUGGUGUAUUUAAGCAAAAAUGUGCGUAAUGAUUGGGAAGAAAAAUGCCCCCGUAAAAAUUUAGGAAACGCUAAAUUUGGAUUAUGGGUAGAUGGGAACUGUGAAGAAAUCCCAUACGUUAAAGAAGUGGAAGCAGAAGAUCUACGCAAAUGCAACAGAAUCGUUUUCGAAGCUAGUGCUUCAGAUCAACCAACUCAGUACGAAGAAGAACUAACGGAUUAUCAAAAAAUACAAGAAGGAUUUAGACAGAACAAUCGGAGCAUGAUUAAAAGUGCCUUUCUUCCAGUGGGCGCAUUCAACUCGGAUAAAUUUAAAAGUAAAGGAAGAGGAUUUAACUGGGCCAAUUUCGAUUCUGUAAAUAAUAAGUGUUAUAUUUUUAAUUCCAAACCCACGUGCCUCAUUAAUGACAAAAAUUUUAUUGCAACAACGGCGUUAUCCCACCCCCAAGAAAUAGACAAUGAGUUUCCAUGCAGCAUAUACAAAGACGAAAUAGAAAAGGAAAUUCGGAAACAAUCGAGGAACAUGCAACUGUAUAAUGUGGAUAGGGAAAGGAUUGUCCUGCCAAGGAUAUUUAUCUCCAACGAUAAGGAUAGUAUCAAAUGUCCAUGUGAACCUGAACACAUUUCCAACAGUACUUGCGACUUUUACGUUUGUAACUGUGUAGAGAAAAGGGCAGAAAUUAAGGAAAAUAACGAAGUUGUCAUAAAGGAAGAAUUUAAAGAGGAUUACCAAAAUGGGGAGGGAAAAUCCAACAAUAAGAUGCUACUAAUUAUUAUCGGAGUAACUGGAGGUGUUUGCGUGGUCGCACUGGCCUCCAUGUUUUACUUCAGGAAGAAAGAGCACAAUGAUAAGUAUGACAAAAUGGAUCAGGCAGAAGGGUACGGAAAGCCCGCCACGAGGAAGGACGAGAUGCUCGACCCCGAGGCGUCCUUCUGGGGCGAGGAUAAGCGGGCCUCCCACACCACGCCUGUGCUUAUGGAGAAGCCUUACUACUGA